Amoebophrya sp. A120 is the source of this 2106-nucleotide messenger RNA. Lineage: Eukaryota; Dinophyceae; Syndiniales; Amoebophryaceae. The record is from the annotation of a GenBank genome assembly.
GCUCUACGGAAGGAGAGCGUAAACAGAUCACUGAAGAUAGAUUCAAGUGAGUUUUUGAAUCAGUUGCUCUACUUAGUGAGCGAUUUUCUAGGGCUAGAGAAAGCACUCAGGGCAUCCUCGAACGAGGCACUAGCAGAUAAAUUCAAAAAUGCAGGAGCCGGAUAUCGAGCCCCCCUCGAUAGCGGACAAUGGUGCUUCCCUCGGCAAAGUCCUAGUCGUUCCGUUUGGAGACGUGGAUGCGCUUUUCCGAGUCCUUCACCGGAAAGUCAAUUUUCGUCAGUUCAGGGUCUUCCAUAACCCUCCAUGGAACGUGGUACUGCAAAGCGCAGACAAAGUGUAUCACGCGUGCAAUCGCGCAGCCAGCACGUUCGAAAAAUUUCGAAGCAAGUGCCUAGGGCGUAGUAAAAAUUUGGAAGCCGUGGAUCGAAGGGUGCUCGAUUUGAAGCUGCAGGCGCUACAAAAGUUUGCCACGCAGGCGCGCAGAGCUGCGUAUGCUUUGGAAUCGUUCAUCAGUGAGGAGGAGAAGGAUCAACUGAAGGAUCUGGGCAUUCGCAAGUGGGAGAACGUGGCCAUUACAGAGCUAUUGACGAAAAAAGAUGAGGUGCAAAACUGCGUGAAUACCCUGAAGAGCGUGCUAGAUGACGGAAGCUACGUGCAGCGGCUGGAUUAUUUGAACUACCUCGAGCGUUUACUCAAAAAGAAGAUCACUCUGCCAAAAUCGUCUUCGACCGCGGCGCCGGCCAGCAGUUCACAGAAUGCCGUGGGCUCUGCAUCUGCCAGUAAUCUGAGUCAAAACUUACCGCCCAGUACAACACCCUGCACAACUGGAGCCAGUUCGAGUGUCACGAACAGCGGAAGUGAGGACGACAUACUCAACGGCGUCAUUGGCGAUUUGUUGGUCGGGAUGAGAAAUCUUCUGGAACAAUUGUGGGCGAAACUGCCCAACAAUGGCGCAGCAAUCGCUGAAUAUCCGGCAUGGGAUGAGAUCAAGCGUCGCUUGGAUGUGAUGUUCAAAGACACAACGAACUGCGUUGAAAUUGUCGAAACCUAUCGAGCAAGUAGUUACAGCACGAACAUUGUUGUUUACGAAUCGGAAGUAGACAAGCCAUUUAGUUCUCGUAUCAAGCAGUUAAGGUUGGAGGCGCUGAAAGCGUUUCUUGACGACUUGCGGUUUCGCUUUGCGUUCCCUGCAAAGGAGAUCGUGAACAGCGAGAGCGUUAACUCGACGAAAGAAGCAGAUGCUGCGUGGGGCCGCACGGCGGUCACGGCAAUCCUCGUCAAAAAGAAAAUGUUAGAAGCCCUGUCUCAAAAAAUAAAGGACGUAAUGGAUGAGAAGCGACACUCGACCUCUUUUGCCUACAUGAACCACCUCGAGAAGUUGCUGGGAAAAAAGAUUACGCAGGAGCCGCCCAAAAAUGCUGGAGUUGAACCGGUUGCAAGUAGUGCCACCACUCCUGUUGCUGUGACUGUGGCGUCUUCCACUUCUACUCCUGUUCGAUCUUCCGCGUCGACGUCGAACAAGAACACGAAUGGUGCACCGGCGAGCGAAUCGUCGAAAAAAUCUCCUGUUGUUCUCGCUACUCCGCCCAGCAAAAGAGGCGGCAAAAGCUCGUCUACUUCCUGCGACAGCACGACCGUGACCCCCUCCCGCAACAGUGCUACUCCGACCACGAUUGCGUCUGACGACAGCGACGAAAGUGAUAGUGAUACAGAGACCGACACUGAGUCAGACAGCAGCUCAUCCGACGAAGUAGGAAAGGCUCGGAAAACGAAAAAGGAGGCCGAUAUUGAGUUCCAACGUGCCUGCGAGAAAAUUCCCGGCACCGUGGGCAUGAUCUGCGGAUUUUUCAUGGGUGUCGGGUUCACAUUGUUUCUCAUUUUCCUCGGAAUGUUUAUCGCGUACAUGUGGUCCUCCGCCAAAUAGAUCUUGAUGUACAUUCACAUUGCAGAUUCGUGACUCCCCGGUAUGCUGGAAGACCCCCAAACAGUAAAAAAAACUAUUGGGAAUCAUGGCUUUCGUGAACGUGAAUAAGUUUUCGAAAGUGUUGUAAGUGGUUCAGGGUGCGAUGUCUCUUCGAUGGUUCAACAGUGACUGUACUUUGUGAC